AUGCAUGGGCUGCUUCGCGCUCCCAGAGCGGUGCACGCGUUGGCGUCGUCUCUGCCGCGCUGUCUAACGACUCUCUCCACUUCACGUCGUGCAUUUGGCCUGCAUCGCACCACAGGUCUUCUGAAGUCAGAGAAAAUGGAGGAGAAUGCGGCGUCGCAGCCGCUGACCGUCUACCACCCCCAAGCAGGUCUUCAAGAUACCCCCGCCCAGGUGGAUUUGUCCUCUCUCUUCUACGACACGUCCGUGGUUGACAUCACGCUUUCCAAGCGAAAGUUCACCAAAGACGACGACGAUGGCAGUUUUAUGUUUGGCCAGGUGCCACGUGGGCACAUGAAAAGGGAGCAAGUACUGAAGUACAUUGACAUGGAUGAGCUGAAGAAGGCAAGCGAGCUGCUGGAGGUACCAGACGCCUACACCUACCCGCUGCAUCGGAUGGAAACUAUUUCCGAGGCGAUCAUGCGCACGAUGCAGUCGCGUGUGCUGAUGUGCAAAUACGCCUCGCUGGACGACUUUUACACAAUGAAGCGACACAUCGGGACCGACGAAGAUGUGAUGCGCGCGACUCUGCCCGGCAACUCCAUCUACUUCCAGUUUAUCCACUUAGGCGGCGCCAAGGAUGCUGACGGGCCAACCUCAUCAUCGUCAUUGUCGAGUCACCAUGCGAAGCAGCAGGAGGUCAAGGCAGUGCGCGACGCCGUAGAGAAGAUACUGCGCCGCUACGUGUGUCGAAUAUUGGAGCCCUUUCCGAACGAGCUCGCCAUUGACGUGACGCACUACGCAACCUAUCUACCACUGCUGAACGUGAGCCGUCGAAAUGUGUCUCAGGUGCUGAAGGAUGUUGAGGAUUAUAUUGCAAAGAAGCCGGUGAACAAAGAGGGCAUCGCUGGCCCGCCUUCAGAAAAGGAGAUCGAGCCCUUGACGCCCGACGCGCUCGCAGCAGAGAUCGCUCGCAUUAUCCGGCGCGAGGUGCUGACACGGCGCCCGCAGAGCGCCAGCGAAGGCAGUGGAGAAGCGACCCGAACGACGGACGCACAGGAAACGCCCAGCUCCGCUGAUGCCGCCUCCACCGCGGCGGUCCGCGUCUGCAUUGGUGUGGCCACAAGCCCUGUCUUGGCAAAGAUUGCUUGCGACGCAGAGGUGUUAGCGGUGAUGGCUAAAUUACGCGAUGAGCAGGCCGCAUCCCUAACGACAGGCAAGGGUGGUGGCAGUAGCGGCGUCCCACUCGUCUCUAUCCGCUCCUUCCACCGCCACAUCCGCUCCAUGAAGGCGUCACGCGACUUUAUGGCGAGUUUUCCGGUGAGUCGCGUGCCCGUCUUCACGCCCGCCUUUGUGGAACUGCUGAAGCGCAUUUUUGGUAUCGUAACCUGCAGAGACUUCUACGAAAAGCGUUACCACCUUUACUACUGCAUGUCGAGGGAAACGGCCCAUGCGUGCUACGCCGCUGCUUUUGGUCGAAUGUACUUCGAGGAAGAGGUGGUCACGUCACUGGUGGCACCGGAAAACCUGAGGCGCUCCAUCGCACCACUUGAGUUCAUGGCGAGCAACCGCAUAAGCAUUGUGAAUGAAGAUCGCACCGACUACAAUGUAACCAUGCGCAGCGUUAUUAUUGGUCAGCUUCGCAAGCAGCUGGGCAAUGUUGGCUGCAAGGCAACUCAGGUACCAUUUGGCCGUUUAUCCACGGAUGACGCGAUCCACCGCACUGCGGAAGCAGCGAUGCGUUCACUGCACCGUUACAUGUACACUAAAGGGCUCACCUACGCCGGGGUCCGAGUCACACUGCACCGUAGCAACAUUGAUCCGGUGAUGGGGAGGUUUGAAGGCGAGACCACCGAGGAAGCCGCCGUUGCGGUGCUUCACCGAGUGUUAGCAAAGCUCCUGCCAUACCGUAACUGCCUCGAAGAUUCCACAGAGGGGCAAAACACUGCGAGGUACAUCACCCUGGCCGUCUUUGGCAUCUCGCUGAUACCCAUGGUGCCGCCUAUAAUGAUAGCAGAAGCAAAGAAGUUGGAGAAGCUGUACUUCACCGCCAAGGGAUUUUUCCUGCUUUAUCAAGGCCGCAUAAUGAGACGCAAUGAGAUGCUGGCAACCGGUGGUGCAGAAGCGAAGAGUAGCGGGAGAAAAAGAAAGCCCGGCAAGGUAGACUCUGUGGUGUAUGUGUAA
This is a messenger RNA of Leishmania braziliensis MHOM/BR/75/M2904, 2160 nucleotides long. RefSeq lists its product as hypothetical. The transcript has a single exon. The coding region runs from base 1 to 2160 and encodes 719 amino acids. Lineage: Eukaryota; Euglenozoa; Kinetoplastea; Trypanosomatida; Trypanosomatidae. The record is from RefSeq and is a predicted model, not a curated record.